GUGCAUUUGUGCGUGCGGGGGUCAUUAUGUUACCACUAUGAGGUAUCUAGUUUUAGCAUUUAAUGUUUUUUUAGACGCCUUCACAUAAAAUCGCUUUCGCUUUUUUCUUUUGGUCUUCGUGGCUCGCCGUCGAGCGCUCCGUUCCCCUGGGGACGCGAAUCAACUUUGGAAUUGGGUUCCUGAAGUUUUAAAAGGCUUCUUGUAGUAAAAAAUAAAAUAAAAAAACACGGUUUUUAGACCCGGACGGAGCCGGAAAUCCAUGGCGCACCGCUCGGCCCCGGACUUCCCGGCCGUCCAUCUGGUUCUGGAGCAUUUGAAGGACCUGAACCGGCAGCUGGAGGAGGAAAGAGCCAGUCCCGAGGCCAGCGUCCACCUCAGCGCCCUGGCCGCGGCCGUCUCCGAGCUGGAGGCCAAGCGGCGCGCAGCGCACGGACAGCUGGAGGCUGAAACCACUGAGAACAACAAGCUGAGGCAUCAGCUUAAAAACACGUCCGACCGUGUGAAGGAAGAAAUGAUGGCGGAUGUAGCCGCAGCCAGGACGUCUAAUGCCGAGGAGAUGGAGCAGCUGCGCAAAGACCUCAGCCGGCUCUCUCACCUCCUGGAAGACUCUGAAGAAAAGCUGCAGACACUUGUAAACCAAAACAAAACGCUUCAAACAGAGCGGGAGCAGGUGAAGGCCGAGCAUGAAGCUGUCACUGCUGAUCUGAAUCAUCUCUUUGAUCUAAAAACCAACCAGCAGACGCAGCUGAACCAGAAGCUGCAGCUGAUAGAGGAGAUCAGAUCCUCCAUCGCUGGUGUCCAACAAGAAAAUGCAUCCCUCCAGGAAAUCAUGACGUCAGAGAGGGAGGCCUGCUCUGAGGAAAAACUCAGCCUGUCCAGAGAGAUGGACGAGAUGGAGGAGAGGAUUAAAAUGCAGAAAGAAGCCAUGGAGAAGAGGAGAGAUGGAGUGAAGGACAAGAAAGAAGAAAGUCUGCAGCGUUUUGGUGAACUCUGCGCUCGCCUGGAUGAAGAGGAGAAACACCUUCAGAGCGUGACAGCAUGUCGGAGCCAGUUUGAGCAACAGCUGCAGGAAGAGGCUGCAAGGAGCAAUGAUUUAUGUCAACGAAUGGAAACGCUGGAGAAGGAGUCCCACGGGUUAAAGGUCACAGCCAAAAWCCUUCAGGAGGAAACUGCAACAGUGGAAAGGAAACUAGAGGAGGAGCAAGCUGCCGCUCUGCUCCUCAGAGAGAAGAUGUCCAAGGCCCGGGAGGUUCUCAAGUACCGGCACGGAGAGGAAACCCAAGAGCGGGCUGAGCAUUGUUAUGUCUCCCAGCAACUGAGAAGGUCCAAMCUGCAGCUGGAGGAGCGCUUCACCUCCAUAGCUGUCCACAGCAGUGGCAUCAAGGAGAUGGAGAAGGAGAUCAGAUCACUCCAGAAAGCGGAGGUCCUCGCCAGGCGUGAGUUUGAGAGGAGGCGCRAGGAGCUGCAUGGGGAUCUGAAGAUGAUGAAGGAUAAGAUCAGUCAGUGUGAGGAGGACAAGAGGAGGUUCACUCAGCUCCUGGAGGAGUCGAAGAGCAGGCAGGAGGAGCACGUGGAGAAAGUGACGUCUGAUAUCGUCCGUGUCAAGAGGAGGUACGAGGAGCUGCUUCAGGAGGAGGCCACUCUCCUGCAGCUGCAGCCCAGAAGYGCGGACACCGACCUCCUGAUGAGCUACGUAAACCAAACUGAGCUGGAGUGCAAACAAACGAAGAAGAUCCUCCUGCAGGAGGUGCAGGCGAUCGACGCAGAGAUCCACUACAUCUGCAGGAGCACCGAGGAGAAGCAGAGAGAGCUGGAGGAGAAAGAGGAGGUGCAGGAGGAUUUGGAGGUGAGGUGGACCGAAGUGCUGAACGAACACGACAGACUCACCAGGGAGCUGGACCUGGAGAAGACCCAGCUGGAGCUGUGGAUUCAGCACACGAAGAACCAAACCGAGCUGCUGCUGCUGCCCAAACCGGACCUGAAGGCCCAGCUGGAGGAGCUGCAGGAGACCCACAUGGACCUGGUGAGAAAGCAGAGCUCAGAGCUCCUGGCUGCAGAGGUGAGCGUCUAUAAUGACAGCGUGAUGCUGAGGCAGGUCCGGGCGGAGAACAGCACCGUGGAGCUCUGCAUCAGACAGAUGACAGAGGAGCUCAGGACCAGCCGGCAGGAGGAGGAACACUUCCAGCAGGAGGAGCAGAACCUUCAACACAAAACUAAAGACACCGUGGAGAGUUUACAGGAGGCGUGGAAGCAGGAUGUGGAGCUGGUUCUGAAGUGUCAGAGCAGAGACCAGCACUUGUUGGACUCCAUGAGCUCACUGAGGAACAAACUGAGGAGCAGGGAGAAGCAGCUGAUGGGAGUCCUCUCCAUCCUGCACCAGAACAUGCUGGACUUCAGCAAACGCCUGGGAGACGCCGCUACGUCCAAGCAGCACAUCUGACAACAGUUUACUCUUUAUUCCCCUCAUGUUUUAGGUUGACUUUGUUUUUGGAUUGUAUUUCAAUACACCCACUAAACGUCACUCAUUAGUGACUCAGAAGAUUUUUAAGUUUUGUUUGUGAAACUCAGCGUGUUGAAUUAAAGUAAAACAGCAGCUCUUCUCA
Austrofundulus limnaeus is the source of this 2603-nucleotide messenger RNA. It is a transcript of the gene ccdc175, whose product is annotated as coiled-coil domain containing 175. Bases 260 to 2440 code for a protein of 726 amino acids. Lineage: Eukaryota; Metazoa; Chordata; Actinopteri; Cyprinodontiformes; Rivulidae. The transcript has a single exon. The record is from RefSeq and is a predicted model, not a curated record.